Molecule: messenger RNA, 1311 nt
Organism: Rotaria sordida
Lineage: Eukaryota; Metazoa; Rotifera; Eurotatoria; Philodinida; Philodinidae
Source: the annotation of a GenBank genome assembly
AUGAGCAAUAAUAGUAAUCACAGUUAUGUCAAAGAAGUCGCUGAACGGGGAGUACGAGCUUAUCGUCUGUUACGUUCGUACGAUGAUGAUGCUUGUGUCAAUCUUCAUCAUGGCGACUGCGUGAUUCCGCCUCAUCCAGUGAUACGAAAUGCACUUAGAGAAGUCGCCGAUAAAAUGGAAAUAUGGAGAGAAACGAAGAGAGGUGGAAUUAGUGUUGAAUUGAAUCGAUACCGUGUUGGCAGUUUGAUGAUAAUGCCUGAACUUCGCGAGGCUAUCUUGGAUGAUUUUUCUAAAUCGAUGCCUUCCACUUUUAAUCGAACUAAUGCAGUUGUCCAUAUCGGAGGAGGAGUAACGCAGUUGGUCGCCGCUUUAUUCAAUCAUUUUCGGCAAUCAAAUGAUAUUAUACUUAUGUUUGCACCAACCUAUGGAGCGUUUCUUUGUGCUGCUUUAACUGUUUGUAGCAAUAUUCGUCUUGUUAAGCCGACGAGUAACGGUCAAAUUACUCCUGAACAUAUAGAAAAAGCGCUCGAUGAAUGUCCAGAGGCAAAAGGCAUUUUUCUUAUCAAUCCAAAUAAUCCAACAGGCCAGUAUUUUAGGAAAGAAGAACUUGAGAAAAUCGCCCACUUAAUAAUCGAACGUGAUCUUAUUGUCAUAACAGACGAGGUUGUUCAUAAGCUUGUACUUGAUACCAAUAAUAAAUUUAUAAGUAUGGCAUCAAUCGAAGUUGAUGGCAAAAGUAUGUUUGAACGCACGAUUACUUUACGUAGCGUAUCCAAAGAUCAUGGGUUGGCGGCUCUUCGGUUAGGCUAUGCGAUCGGUUCAGAAGAACUUAUGAACACUGUACGUAUUAGCUGGUUUACAUAUGCAACCAGCUUCAAUAUAGAUGAUCUUGCUCAAUAUUUGGCUUUUAUUGCAUUAUCUUAUACACCAGACGAAUACUAUAAGUUUCAACAGGAUUUACUUCGGUGUCACAGUGAUAUUGUCAUCACUUUUGUCGAAGAUAUAAAUCGGAGAGCCAGUUAUGAGGCACUGAAAGCCGAACAAGUUUCUGCAGGAAUGUUCCAAAUUAUUGAUUUAAGUGGUUUGCGAGGCAAACUAUAUAAUGAAACAAUAUUGGACGAUGAUCAUGUACUCUGUGAACUAUUAUUACAAGACGGAAAGAAUGGAGUUGGCUUUUUUCCUGCUUCUUGUGGAGGAUAUGAUCCUAGAGAUAUGAAGUUACGACUUACAUUAUCUUCGCCAGAACAAGAUAUUAGUUUAGGCAUGAAAAGACUGGAUGACUUUGUGCAGAAAGUAUUGCGUUUUAAUUAA